Chironomus riparius is the source of this 1476-nucleotide messenger RNA. NCBI's taxonomy places the organism in Eukaryota, Metazoa, Arthropoda, Insecta, Diptera, Chironomidae. The record is from the annotation of a GenBank genome assembly.
CAUAAAAUUUGAUUGAAGCACUUAAUUGUGAAGACAGUCAGCCAUAAGUUCCAUCAAAAUACAUAGACAGCCUAAUAAAAUGAUGGAAAGAACACUGUAAGUAAAUGCUGAAAUGUGAAUGCGGUUUGUGAAAAUAAAAAUGUUUAUUGUGACGACGACUGAAUAAUCGGAAAAGGUAAACAAGAAUUUUAAAAAGUUAAAAAUUCAUAAAUAUUGAAUUAUCACUAAAAGUAUAAGGAAUACAGGCAUUAAAAUUUAAUUAAACAAUAAAAAAACAUUCAGUAUGAAGCUAAACAAUGCAGUAAUUCAUAGCUUUAAAGUUGCUAAAGUGUUUCGUGAAAAUCAAGAAAAAUCAAAUUCCAUAGACUUUUCAACUAGUGGCGAGAAGCUUAUUUCGUGCUCUGAAGAUGAUCAAAUAGUUCUAUAUGACUGUGAGAAAGGCACACAAACGAGAACAGUCAAUUCAAAAAAGUAUGGAGUUGAUCACAUUAGAUUCACACAUUCAUCUAUGACCGCAAUUCACAGUUCCACAAAAGUCGAUGACACAAUACGAUACCUAAGUCUGCAUGAUAACAAGUAUUUAAGGUAUUUUCCGGGACAUACGAAGAAAGUGACAUCACUUAACAUAUCUCCAAUUGACGAUACAUUCAUCUCUGGAUCUUUAGACAAAACAUUACGAUUGUGGGAUUUAAGAUCGCCCAAUUGUCAAGGUGUUAUGCAUUUACAAGGCAAGCCAAUUGCUGCUUUUGAUCCUGAAGGCUUAAUUUUUGCUGCUGGAGUCAAUUCAGAAUCGAUCAAAUUGUAUGACUUAAGAUCCUUUGACAAAGGACCUUUUGUGACUUUUAUGUUAAAUCAAGAGAAGGAAUGUGAAUGGACAGGCUUGAAAUUCUCAAAAGAUGGAAAGACAAUUUUGAUCAGCACAAAUGGUUCAAUUAUUCGACUUAUUGAUGCUUUUCAUGGAACUCCACUACAAACGUUUACAGGAAUUUCAGGAUAUUCGAACAAUAAAGGAAUUCCAAUUGAAGCAUCUUUCAGUCCAGAUUCACAAUAUAUCUUUUCGGGAAGUACUGACGGACGUGUUCAUGUAUGGAAUGCAGACAGUGGAUUUAAAGUAUGUGUACUAAAUGGUGAUCAUCAAAAUCCAGUUCAAUGUGUUCAAUUUAAUCCAAAAUACAUGAUGAUGGUGUCAGCCUGUACAAAUCUUGCUUUCUGGCUACCUUCAAUUGAAGAAGAAUGAACUUCUUGUUCUCUUAUAUUUUUAAUCUUUUCUUUUAUUAAAUAUGUUAAUUUUCUCAAAAAUAAAAUAUCAUUAAUUACAAUUUAUAAAUUUGUAAGUACAUCUAAAACUAACAUGAGACACUCGAUACACGAAUACUGAUUGAAUGUUAUUUUUAAAUUGUGCACAUUACAUUAUUGGAUGUGGUUCUUUUCCAUCAUAUUGACUAGAAUAAAUGAAAAUAAAUUUAUUAGUUUUUG